Messenger RNA from Entrophospora sp. SA101, 543 nucleotides. The record is from the annotation of a GenBank genome assembly. Lineage: Eukaryota; Fungi; Glomeromycota; Glomeromycetes; Entrophosporales; Entrophosporaceae.
AUGAGACCAUUAACGGAAGAUGAAACUAAAAUAUUUUUUGAAAAACUUGCAAAAUACAUCGGAAGAAACAUAAUACAUUUGAUUGAUAGAUCUGAUGAAACCUAUGUGUUUAGAUUACAAGAAAAUAAAGUUUAUUAUACGAGUGACAAGAUGAUGCGCCAAGCAAUGAGUGUAGGAAGAGAUAAUUUGAAAUCAGUUGGAAUAUGUUUCGGUAAAUUCACUAAAUCUCGAAAAUUUCAAAUAAAAAUUACCGCAUUAGAUUACUUGGCCCAAUAUGCAAAGUACAAGAUAUGGAUAAAACCAAAUGGAGAAAAUUCAUUUUUGUAUGGUAAUCAUGUAUUAAAGGCACAUCUUGGACGUGUAACAGAUGAUACGCCUGAACAUCAAGGUGUCAUUAUAUAUUCAAUGUCUGAUAUACCUUUGGGAUUUGGAGUAACUGCUAGAUCAACUGUUGACAUUCGUAAAUUACAACCAACAGAUAUUAUUGUAUUUCAUCAGUCAGAUGUAGGAGAAUAUUUACGUGAUGAAGACACAUUAUUUUAA